GACUUAUAUGUUUAAUCGAUUUUUAGUUUUAUUUUUUGUCAACACAAACAAAGGUUUUCUUUAUUAUAUGAAGGAGCACUAUACACACCUCUUCCGUGGAGCCCCAGCCAUCAAAAUUCCUGCCUUUUUCUUUCUCAUCGGAAAAUAUUGUUAGGGUUCCGAUUCAUCGUAUGUUGUUAGAUCCGAUCACAGUUCCAAUUUUUAAAGAAGUUAUUUCAGUCGCUUAGAUCUCGAUUAUCCUAUUUUCAUUUUCCUCAUUUGAUUCUGAGAGAUUGUAAUCCGUGUUCAUGUUCUGUUUUGAAUUCGAUUUUCCCUCCAUUUGAUUGUUGAUAUUAGAUCUUGAAAAUUGGCUCCCCAAAGACGUUCGCAGCGCCACAUGGGCGGCCAGAUGCAGCAGAGCAAUGCCGCGGCGGCGGCUGCUGCUCUGUAUGAUCAUGCCGGCCCAGGCACCGGUGCCGGUGGUGGCUCGCUGCACAAUGCAGGUUCCGCUAGUGACGCUGGCGAUGCGGUCAUGGCGCGAUGGCUUCAAUCCGCAGGGUUGCAGCAUCUGGCCUCUCCAUUGGCUAACACCGGCAUUGACAAUCGUCUCCUUCCUAAUCUUCUGAUGCAGGGUUAUGGAGCACAGUCAGCUGAAGAAAAGCAACGGCUUUUCAAGUUAAUGAGAAAUCUCAAUUUCAAUGGAGAAUCUGCUUCUGAACCUUAUACACCUACUGCCCAUACUUCAGGUGGAGUGUCUGCGUCUGAUGGGUUUUAUUCUCCAGACUUUCGAGGGGAUUUCGGAGCUGGGCUGUUGGACCUUCAUGCUAUGGAUGAUACAGAACUCUUAACCGAGCAUGUUAUGCCAGAAUCUUUUGAGCCUUCACCAUUCGUUCCCAGUGGCACUAGAGCAUUUGACAAUGACUUGAAUGCAGCAACUGGCACUCAGCAAAGGGGACAACCAGAAGCAGAUGUGCCUGUUUCAUAUUCUACAAAUGAAAAAGAGACCCCAAGAGAAAACAAUGUGGCUAAGAUUAAAGUAGUGGUACGAAAAAGACCUUUAAACAAGAAGGAGCUUUCUCGGAAAGAGGAAGAUAUUGUAAAUGUAUAUGAUAAUGCUUAUUUGACUGUCCAUGAACCUAAGGUUAAGGUCGAUUUGACUGCUUAUGUGGAGAAGCAUGAGUUUUGUUUUGAUGCUGUUCUCAAUGAGCAUGUCACCAAUGAUGAGGUAUACAGGGCUACUGUUCAACCAAUAAUACCUACCAUUUUCGAACGAACAAAAGCUACUUGCUUCGCUUACGGCCAAACAGGCAGUGGCAAAACAUAUACAAUGCAACCAUUACCUCUUAGAGCUGCAGAAGACCUUGUUAGAUUGUUGCAUCAGCCAGUCUAUCGGAAUCAGAGAUUUAAACUGUGGCUUAGCUACUUCGAGAUAUAUGGUGGAAAGCUAUUUGAUCUUCUUAGUGAAAGAAAAAAACUUUGUAUGCGAGAAGAUGGAAGACAACAAGUUUGCAUUGUUGGCUUGCAAGAAUUUGAGGUUUUAGACGUACAAAUUGUUAAAGAAUUUAUCGAGAGGGGUAAUGCUGCUAGAAGUACAGGUUCCACUGGGGCCAAUGAGGAAUCUUCGAGGUCACAUGCUAUAUUGCAACUUGUUGUGAAAAAGCACGUUGAAGUAAAAGAUUCAAGGAGGAAGAUUGAUGAAAAUGAUUCCAAACAUGGGAGAGUUGUGGGGAAAAUCUCUUUCAUUGAUCUCGCCGGUAGUGAAAGAGGUGCUGACACUACUGAUAACGACAGACAAACAAGAAUUGAGGGAGCAGAAAUCAACAAGAGUCUUUUAGCUCUUAAAGAGUGCAUCCGUGCUUUGGACAAUGACCAGAUACACAUACCAUUUCGUGGAAGCAAGCUUACAGAAGUCCUUCGCGACUCCUUUGUUGGAAAUUCAAGGACAGUUAUGAUCUCUUGCAUUUCACCAAAUGCAGGGUCAUGCGAACACACACUCAAUACUUUGAGAUAUGCAGAUAGGGUAAAGAGCCUGUCUAAGAGUGGGAAUGCUAGAAAAGAUCAAGCUACAAAUAUACCUCUUCCAAGUAACAAAGAGGUUAUAUCAGCAUUACAUCAGGUAUCUGGUGAUGCAGAAGAUAUUUACGAGCAACAACGUCAAGAGGUGAAAGUGGCAGAUACAGGUAGAAGAGUUACAGAAAAGGACAACUCUUUCUACAACUCUAGUGCUGAUUUUGAUAAGCAAUCAGGAAGUCUGUCAUCCAGUUACCUUCCUAAUGGAAGGGACGAAAAAGGGAUUGCUUCUGGUUCAACGGAUCGGGAGCGGUUUGAAAUGAAAAAUUCCUAUGGUGAUUCUAAUAGCCAAAGAAUGUACUCUUAUUCUCAGAACUCGGGUGAUGUGGAAGACAAAGUGCAAAAGGUGUCACCACCUCGUAGAAAAGUACCCAGAGAGGAAAAAUCCGAUAAGUUUGGAAACUGGCUGAGAAAAGAUAGUGGAUCAGAUGUGUCUUCGACAGGUUUAAGGCCACCACAAACCACUGGCAAUUUCAAUUCAUCAGAUGCAUCUUCGACAGGCUUAAGGCCACCGCAUAACACUGGAAAUUUCAACUCAUCAGAUGUAUCUUCAACAGGUUUAAAGCUGCCCCAUAACACUGGCAAUUUCAACUCAUCAGAUGUAUCUUCGACAGGUUUAAAGUUACCACAAAACAUUGGUAAUUUCAAUUCAAGUAAUGCUGGGUCAAGGCGACAUGAGCAUGAAAGUGCUGAUGGGAAUAUUAAUGCCAUACUGGAGGAAGAGGAGGCCUUGAUCGCUGCUCACAGGAAAGAGAUUGAGGAUACAAUGGAGAUCGUUCGCGAAGAAAUGAAAUUGCUAGCAGAAGUGGACCAGCCAGGAAGUCUCAUAGACAACUACGUGGCUCAGUUGAGCUUUGUUCUGUCUCGAAAGGCUGCAAGUUUGGUUAGCCUCCAAGCUCGUCUUGCAAGGUUCCAGCAUAGACUUAAGGAGCAAGAGAUACUUAGCCGGAAAAGAGUACCCCGCUGAGGCAACAUUUCGUGUGUAUAAUGACGGCCUUCGUUUUCUCUUUUGUAAUUUCUCAUCCCAGCUUUUGUUUUUAUCCUUGGUACAAAGGGAUCGAAAACAAAAAAAUAAUUUUUUUUAAUUUUUAUUUUCGCCUCUACACAGUUAGGAGCAGGAGGGUAUCUCUGAGAGAGGAGAGUGCAGACUUGGGCUGUGCACAUCCAGGCGGCUGUUCAUGUCUCUUGUAGUGUUGUUGUAAUUCGUUUAUAUUUGCAAGAUAAGUCUGAUGAGGUUCUUGCCAGGUUUUAUGGGUUGUGUAAUAGGGGGCUGUUUUGUUAAAUGGUUAAUGUGAAUUUGAACUCAAAUAUUUUUAGGAAAGAAAAAAGAAAUUCAAUAGAUUCGUUUUUUUUUCA
Cannabis sativa is the source of this 3405-nucleotide messenger RNA. Its product is annotated as kinesin-like protein KIN-13A. Gene Ontology annotation, biological process: microtubule-based movement. Lineage: Eukaryota; Viridiplantae; Streptophyta; Magnoliopsida; Rosales; Cannabaceae. Gene Ontology annotation, molecular function: microtubule binding; microtubule motor activity; ATP binding. The record is from RefSeq and is a predicted model, not a curated record. Bases 377 to 3016 code for a protein of 879 amino acids. The transcript has 14 exons.